GUGUAAAUCGAUGAAAAUACUAGUAAUUACAUUAUUGUUAACUGAGCUAACAGUGACCUACAGAUGCCAAUUAAUGCAAUCAUACGACUACCUGUUUGAACCGUGCAUUUAUCAAGAGUCUAACAAUACAAAUGAGGUUAUAUGCAGUGGUGACGGGGAUCUCAAUUUGCAAACAACGUUCAAAAUAGUAGACAGACGACUACCAACACCAAUGAAAAAAUUUAGUCGACUUUAUAUCAAUAAUACGGCACUUAAGAUAUUACCAGAAAACUCAUUCAGAGACGUGACGUUUGACGAGAUAAUCAUCGAUGGCUGCAAAAACUUGGAACUAUUGCACGAAAAAUCAUUUACGGCAACAAAUUUGAUAACAAAAUCCAUUACAUUUAGAAACAAUCAAAAAUUAAGUAAUAUUUCAGUUUUCGAUAUCUUAAGUAAAUUUAUUAAUUUAGAAGAAAUCUAUUUUUUCAAUAAUAACAUCAAACACAUACCCGACGAGGCAUUCAAACCAGUGAUCGGACCUCAAGUCAAACUAGAGUUCAUUCAAUUUUAUGGCAAAACAAUUGAAAGUAUUGGUAACAAUCCUUUUGCACACUUGAAUAAUCUGAAGCUUCUGGAUAUCAGUCAUACGUCUAUCAAAACUAUUGGAGAAAAGGCAUUUGAAUUUAAUACAGUUUCCGACAAUUAUUUGACUAUCUAUUUGUUUGGCAAUAAUUUAUUAAACGAAACGUCAUUUUCGGUGAAUUCGUUGUCAAAUAUCAAACGUCCCGUUAUUUUAGAAAUUGAAUUUAUGGGCAAAUCGUGGGAAAAUCCCGUUUAUUAUAGAGAGGAUAUAUUGUUGCCAUUUUUGCAGAGUAACCCUCAAAAUAACUUAUCCAUGCCAUUUACUCCAUAUAUUGAUUGCCAAGAUUGUCGAAAUUAUUGGCUUAUUAUUCACCAACAAUGUCAACAACAGUUAAAUCAUACAUUAAUUUGUAACAAUAGAAAUCAAUUCAAUGAUCCUGGUAAUUUUAUAGAUUGCACUGUGUAA
This is a messenger RNA of Oppia nitens, 1027 nucleotides long. RefSeq lists its product as uncharacterized. Gene Ontology annotation, molecular function: protein binding. The coding region runs from base 11 to 1027 and encodes 338 amino acids. NCBI's taxonomy places the organism in Eukaryota, Metazoa, Arthropoda, Arachnida, Sarcoptiformes, Oppiidae. The transcript has a single exon. The record is from RefSeq and is a predicted model, not a curated record.